GGAGAAGGGUGGUGCAUAUGGAGGUCGGGCAGUUGCUAAGCCUCUGUCCCUCCUUUUCUACUCCUACCGCGACCCGCACGCUGGCCAAACGCUGGGCACCUUUGAGCAGUCUCUACAUUGGGCUCUGUCGACGGAUUUCAAUACUCAAGAUGUAGACGAAGCUAAAUUGGCCACUUUUCAAGAGGUAACGCUCUCUCCUUCCAGUUUCCAUUGUGGUGUGGAUCAUCUCAUCUGA
Molecule: messenger RNA, 235 nt
Organism: Dicrocoelium dendriticum
Lineage: Eukaryota; Metazoa; Platyhelminthes; Trematoda; Plagiorchiida; Dicrocoeliidae
Source: the annotation of a GenBank genome assembly